Molecule: messenger RNA, 3762 nt
Organism: Chelonoidis abingdonii (Abingdon island giant tortoise)
Lineage: Eukaryota; Metazoa; Chordata; Testudines; Testudinidae
Gene: FOXJ2
Product: forkhead box J2
Biological process (GO): regulation of transcription by RNA polymerase II
Cellular component (GO): nucleus
Molecular function (GO): DNA-binding transcription factor activity, RNA polymerase II-specific; RNA polymerase II cis-regulatory region sequence-specific DNA binding
Source: RefSeq, a predicted model, not a curated record
UUAGCUAUUAAAGAAGAGAGAAAGGAGGAGAUCCCUAUCCUAGGAUACCACCAGCAAUUUAGGGGGCAGACAGCCCCAAGCAGAUCAUUCUACCUCUCAGGCCCCAACUUCAUCCACAACCCCUUCCCUCUCAAAAUCUGAAGAUGAUCUUGGAAUAGCUGGCAGCAAUGCUCUGAGGAUGGAGUCCAGCGGAGGAGUGUGAAGGGCAGAACCGCCAAAACCAGUGCUGGAGAUAACCCCCCCCCCUACAGAAAAUCUUCCAAACAGACAGACACUCCGGCUUCCGGCAUCAUGGCCUCUGACCUGGAAAGCAGUCUCACUUCCAUAGACUGGCUCCCCCAGCUAACCCUGCGAGCUACUAUUGAGAAACUAGGGGGUUCCUCACAGGCGGGGCCCCCAGGGGCUGCCCGGAAAUGCCCCCCAGGCUCCCCCACUGACCCCAACGCCACGCUGAGUAAGGAUGAGGCUGCAGUGCACCAGGAUGGGAAACCACGCUACAGCUAUGCCACUCUGAUUACCUAUGCCAUCAACUCGUCGCCUGCCAAGAAGAUGACACUUAGCGAGAUCUACCGUUGGAUCUGCGACAACUUCCCCUACUACAAGAACGCUGGCAUCGGAUGGAAGAACUCCAUUCGCCACAACCUGUCUCUGAAUAAAUGUUUUCGAAAGGUGCCUCGACCGAGGGACGAUCCUGGGAAGGGUUCUUACUGGACAAUAGAUUCCUGUCCAGAUAUCUCCCGCAAGAGGCGGCACCCUCCAGAUGAUGAUUUGUCACAGGACUCCCCAGAACAAGAGGCAAGUAAGAGCCCACGGGGGGCUGUCUCAGUCAGCACAGAAGCCUCUCUGCCCCCUGAGGCUACCCCUCAGCUAUCACUGCAGAGCACCACACCCAUUGCCAGCUACAGUCAGCAGGGCACAGGGCCCGUGGAUGUGGCAGCCACUGUGGCGGGAGGGCAGGGCCGUGAAGGGGCAGAUGUGCCACCCCCACUCUACAGUACUAACCACGACUUCAAGUUCUCCUACUCUGAGAUCAACUUCCAGGACCUGAGCUGGUCUUUCCGAAACCUCUACAAAUCCAUGCUGGAGAAAUCAUCCUCUUCCCAGCACGGUUUCUCUUCUCUCCUUGGCGACAUGCAGCCUUCCAAUCACAACUACUAUAUGUACCAGCAGCAGCAGGGCCCCUCAUCAGUGGGGGCUGCUCCCCCACUCCACACCCCAAGCCCAGAGGGCUGUCCACCCCAGGGGGGCAAGCAGCAGGGUGGCGAUGGCUAUGGCCCCCCACCUGUGAUGUCCAUGCACCCACCCCCGAUGCAGCAUGGAGGGUACCACCAGCACCAGCAGCACCACCCGCACACCCACCCACAGCAGCAGCAGCACCAACACCAGCAGCACCAGCAGCAGCAGCAAUCACAGGCUUCAAUCAACAACGCUGGCUUUGCAUUCCCCCCUGAGUGGUGCUCCAACAUUGACUCCCUGAAGGAAAGCUUCAAGAUGGUGAACCGGCUGAACUGGUCUAGCAUUGAACACUCCCAAUUCUCAGAGCUGAUGGAGAGCUUGCGCCAGGCUGAGCGGAAGAACUGGACCCUGGAUCAGCACCACAUUGCCAACCUCUGCGACUCCCUCAAUCACUUUCUAACCCAGACUGGUCAGCUCCCUCACCUGGGGGGCCCUCAGCAGCCCCCCCGAAUCUCUGAUUCUUGCGCCCUGAAUAGUGGCAAGCAGGAGCAGUCCAUGAACCAAGUGAACUCUUAUGGUCAGCCUCAGCCUCCCCAUCUCUUCUCUGGGCCAUCUCCUAUGUACCAGAUUUCGACCCAGGACAAUCCAGGGUAUAAUCGCCCAGCUCACCAUCUGGUCCCCCGGCCUCCAGUCCCUCCUCCAGGCGCCAAUGAGGAAAUCCCUGACGAUUUCGACUGGGACUUGAUCACCUAGCGUGUUACAGACUUGAGAGCCCGUCCCUUGUGAGGGACCUGGGAGGGAAGGGGGGCAUGGGGUGAAAGGUCGCAGGUCCAGCUGCCCAUGCCUCCCUGCCUUGCCUGUAUAUAGAUAUAUAUUCUCUCUCUGCGCCAGAGAAGACACCGCAAGAUGCUGCCGAAGAUAAUCCUUCCUUGCGUCCUGUUUUACCUUUUUUUUUUUCUUUUGUUCAUUAUUAUUAUUAUCAGUAAUCGAGCACGGCUCUCCCCCACAUCAGAUCGGCUCCCCCACAUUGUGUGGUGCGCUGCGUGGGGUGGAGGGUGGAGAGAUGGCUCCCUGGUACCAUGACAAGACCUUGGAAGGCCGAAACCUCAAGAGCAUCUUUCUCUGCCUCCCUCAUUUUGCAUUUUACAAUCCCUCUUUGCUGGUGAAUCUGUUGUAUUGGCUACCGGGGUGAGAGAGCCUAGUGGACCCUGGGAGCCUGUAAUUAUGUUGUUUUGUAAAUGUUGUAAAGGUCAGGGGCUCAAAGGGACAUUGGAGGGGUGAUUUUAGCUCCAUGAUCAUUCUCACACCAGCAAGGGACGGCAAGAGGAAGAGGGAAGACCCUGAAGAUAAAGAAAACAGAAUCUCUGCAGGGGAUGAGCUACAGCUGGGAUUUGGGCCGAGCUGGGAGAGGGAGGCCCUGAGUGCAGAAAAAGGAGAGUUUCAAGCACAGAUGCAUUUGGGAUUCAGAGAACACUGCCAUUUGUAAGGAGAUCAGAGGGAAACUGACUUGUUUUCUGUGCUGACUUUUGUGGUCUCUGGGAAUGUGAAGCCCACCAGUCAAGUAGGGGAAGCUCAGCAGGUGUAUUUUGCACCAGCAUUGGGGGGAUCAGGUACAACACAUCAAAUAGCAUUCCCCAGGGCUUUUAACGUCACCAUUAGCCCCCCCCACCUCCCCGGCGCCCCUACAGAUAUGCAGUGAGGCUUUUAUUUGCAUCUCCAAAGAAGACACCUGCAAAUUAGGAAGCAUUCCCCCUACCUUCUCAGUUCUUGUUCAAGUUAGUUAUUCCCCCUGUUAAUUUCUUUGGAAACUGUCCUUGCCAGUGGUGUAAGGAUGCAAGCAAAGUGAGUCUUAUCUGCAUAAAUACCUGCUCAGUGGUUCCCACUGGGGAGCAAACCAAGGAUGGAAAGAAGAAGCCACUGCUCAAGAGUUGAGGGAGAUUUGGGGACUUGUAGGUUAGAGAAUGGAGUCGUCCUCCCAUUGCCACUUUUCCCCCAGCCCCAAUUUAAGAGGUGUGAGGCUUCACAGUUUGUACGUUUCAGAAGCAUAGAUGACAGGACAGGAGAUGUUUGUCAGAUAUUUAAACUGCACAGCCAAAGGGAGGAAUGGGGAGGAUGGGAAGAAGCACUGUUGAAGCAGAAAUGAGUGUUGAGCUGCCCUUUCCCCAGCUGUGUCCCCUGGCUGUCCCCCUGUUUCUAGCGUGGCUCUGUUCUGUCAAACUUCUUGUUUCCUCUUUCUGUUUUGUAGCCCCCUAGCCCCUGUUUACUGGUGAGGGGAACCAAGUUGGAAGCAAACCAUCAUGGGCACUCAACAUGCCAAGGGUGGGGGAGAUAAUUUAGCAUCACUAUAUAAUUUGCUGUUGAGAUAAACCAAUUGGAUCUUUGUCGGGAAGAUGGACAGUCUUGGAUUUGAUGGGGGGUGGGGGGUACUGUUUUUUGUUGUUUUUUUUUUUUAAGUGGGGGUAGUCAUCACUGAGCAUUCCCAAGAGAAGUGAGGAAUCCCAGAGCCGACUUCAGCAUGGAGUUAGCCAGCAGUUCGCUCUGCUGCCCAGGAUGGGAAUGAUAAGACCAGGAAGCCAUGUUCAGUUG